Messenger RNA from Lodderomyces theae, 393 nucleotides. It is a transcript of the gene FCA1, whose product is annotated as cytosine deaminase. Lineage: Eukaryota; Fungi; Ascomycota; Pichiomycetes; Serinales; Debaryomycetaceae. The transcript is spliced from 2 exons. Gene Ontology annotation, cellular component: nucleus; cytoplasm. Gene Ontology annotation, molecular function: diaminohydroxyphosphoribosylaminopyrimidine deaminase activity; zinc ion binding. The coding region runs from base 1 to 393 and encodes 130 amino acids. The record is from RefSeq and is a predicted model, not a curated record.
AUGACCCAUUCACUCAAUGACAAGAAAGUCAAAUCAGACGGCACCUUGCUUUCAUUUGGCCACAAUCAAAGAGUCCAGAAACAAUCAGCCAUCUUACAUGGUGAAAUGUCAGUCUUGGAAAAUGCCGGCAGAUUACCAGCGUCGGUGUAUCGGGACUGCACCAUGUACACUACAUUGUCUCCGUGUAAUAUGUGUACAGGAGCCAUGAUAUUGUAUGGGAUUAAGCGCGUUGUUGUAGGUGAGAAUGAGACUUUUAUGGGUGGUGAGGCGUUGUUGAAGGAACAUGGGGUUGAGGUAAUCAAUUUGAAUGAUGAGGAGUGUAAGACGUUGUUGCGUCGGUUCAUUGAAGAGAAACCUGAGUGUUGGUACGAGGAUAUCGGUGAAGAACUAUGA